This is a messenger RNA of Paramuricea clavata, 27321 nucleotides long. NCBI's taxonomy places the organism in Eukaryota, Metazoa, Cnidaria, Anthozoa, Malacalcyonacea, Plexauridae. The record is from the annotation of a GenBank genome assembly.
AAAUCAGUUAGGUGUGUGCCAAAUCCUUGUACGCCGAAGAUAUUUGGCGCAGCACCCCAAUUUCCCACCAUGGAGCCUGUCAGAUCCCCUUCCUAACAACUAUAUACAAUUAUUUUAGUCUUACCGUAAAAUUUUUAUUUUUGUCAGGUAUUCAAAAGACUGUUAGUACACGCCAGAAGCUUGAUGCACAACUUAAUGAAAAUAAAGUUGUUUUAGAGGUAAUUAUUAUUUGUCAUCUAGUAUAGUCAACUCACUUGUAAUGACAGUGAACAAGCUUUCAUUGGUAGUGAUGCAACUGCCUGAAAAAAUAUAAGGAGAAUUUCAAAAAUGACAGUCGCUUUCACACUUUUAUACAUAUGUGACCUGAACAAGGAUUAUGCAUCCAACUCACAGAUGUUCUCUCGUGCGCUUCGCCGAGAGUAACGGCUGUACACAGGCUAUUUGAAAAGGGAGUUUUGCCAUUUGAAAAGGGAGUUUUGCCAUUUGAAAAGGGAGUUUUGCCAUUUGAAAAGGGAGUUUUGCCAUUUGAAAAGGAAGUUUUGCUAUUUGAAAAGGGAGUUUUUCUAUUUGAAAAGGGAGUUUUGCCAUUUGAAAAGGAAGUUUUGCCAUUUGAAAAGGGAGUUUUACUAUUUGAAAAGGGAGUUUUACUAUUUGAAAAGGGAGUUUUGCCAUUUGAAAAGGGAGUUUUGCCAUUUGAAAAGGGAGUUUUGCCAUUUGAAAAGGGAGUUUUGCCAUUUGAAAAGGGAGUUUUGCAUUUGAAAAGGGAGUUUUGCUAUUUGAGAAGGGAGUUUUGCCAUUUGAAAGGGGAGUUUUGCCAUUUGAAAAGGGAGUUUUGCCAUUUGAAAAGGGAGUUUUGCUAUUUGAAAAGGGUGUUUUGCCAUUUGAAAAGGGUGUUUUGCCAUUUGAAAAGGGAGUUUUGCCAUUUGAAAAGGGAGUUUUGCUAUUUGAAAUGAAGUUUUGCUAUUUGAAAAGGGAGUUUUUCUAUUUGAAAAGGAAGUUUUGCCAUUUGAAAAGGGAGUUUUGCCAUUUGAAAAAGGAGUUUUGCCAUUUGAAAAGGGAGUUUUGCAUUUGAAAAGGGAGUUUUGCUAUUUGAGAAGGGAUUUUGCCAUUUGAAAAGGGAGUUUUGCCAUUUGAAAAGGGAGUUUUGCCAUUUGAAAAGGGAGUUUUGCUAUUUGAAAAGGGAGUUUUGGCAUUUGAAAAGGGAGUUUUGCAUUUGAAAAGGGAGUUUUGCUAUUUGAAAAGAGAAGAGUUUUGCUAUUUGAAAAGGGAGUUUUGCCAUUUGAAAAGGGAGUUUUGCCAUUUGAAAGGGAGUUUUGCCAUUUGAAAAGGGAGUUUUGCUAUUUGAAAAGGGAUUUUUGCCAUUUGAAAAGGGAGUUUUGCAUUUGAAAAGGGAGUUUUGCAUUUGAAAAGGGAGUUUUGCUAUUUGAAAAGAGAGUUUUGCUAUUUGAAAAGGGAGUUUUGCCAUUUGAAAAGGGAGUUUUGCCAUUUGAAAAGGGAGUUUUGCCAUUUGAAAAGGGAGUUUUGCUAUUUGAAAAGGGUGUUUUGCCAUUUGAAAAGGGUGUUUUGCCAUUUGAAAAGGGAGUUUUGCCAUUUGAAAAGGGAGUUUUGCUAUUUGAAAUGAAGUUUUGCUAUUUGAAAAGGGAGUUUUUCUAUUUGAAAAGGGAGUUUUGCCAUUUGAAAAGGGAGUUUUGCCAUUUGAAAAGGGAGUUUUGCCAUUUGAAAAGGGAGUUUUGCAUUUGAAAAGGGAGUUUUGCUAUUUGAGAAGGGAGUUUUGCCAUUUGAAAAGGGAGUUUUGCCAUUUGAAAAGGGAGUUUUGCCAUUCGGCAGGGUAGUCGAAAUAAUGUUCCGAAAAUAUGUCAAAUUUUGUAGGCUGUUUUUCGUAGGUGAAAAUUUUUGCCGGCUAUUUUCCAAGCGAAGUUUAGGUAUGUUCUGGAGUGGGCAUAGGCCAAAUAAUAGUGAUAUAAACCAACACAACAUUUGUAUAUAAGAAUGCAGCAAUACAUUUUAUUUGGUGUAGGAACAAACAUUAACAAGUUCUGUGUAUAUGUACGGUGUUAUUGUAAGCGAGUGAUCGAUGAAUAAAUAUAGUGCAAGCUGUUUUAUGUGAAGGAAUACUGAGAAGCUAUACUGGGAAGAUAGUCAGUCACAUUUUUAGGGGUAUACUUUACAAGGCUUUGCUUUUUUAGCUGAAUAAUUUGACCGGCCAGAAAUUCCGGUACGUCGGAGCUAAAAUUGAGUUGCUGUUAUUUCGUUCCCCGUACUUUACUCUGUCUAAUGCCAGACAAUCUUUAUUUUAUGCAGGGAUGGAUUUACUGGGGGGUUCAGGGGUGUGUGCACCCCCCUAGCCCUGGCCAAAGGGGGUGCAUGGGGGUGCUAUUUUUCAUGAUAAAAAUUAUUAGAGACAAAAUGAGAUACAGUAAUUUGAGUAAUAACAUAAUGUGAACAACAAUUACAAUUCAAAUACAGUAGUCAAGCAAGACUUUGCAGUAGUGAAGCAAGUUGAUGGGCGGGCAGCACACAUGACCGAUACAACUCGGCACCAAGAGCUAGCAGAGCAUCCCCCCUAGCAGAUAUUGCAGGAUCCAUCCCUGAUUUUAUGAGGGUAUCGGAGAAAUAGGUCAGAAUGUUAAUUUUUUGGUUUUGUUAGGAAUUAAAUCAUAUUGAUGAUGGUUCAAUUUACAAGUUAAUUGGCCCUGUGUUAGUGAAGCAAGACCCCACAGAGGCAAAGGACACUGUGACCAAAAGAAUUGAGUAUAUAACUAAAGAAAUGUGAGUAUAUGAUUUAUAGAAUUACUCAACAUAAUUUAAGGAGAUAGUGUGACAUGGUAGGAUACAUCCCUUGUAAAAUAAAUACCUCUUCUAGCAGCAAGGAUCUAAAUCCUGGGGUGACAAGAGAGCAGACCUGGAAAUAAUGGUGGAUCCUGGGAACAACUUUUCUAGAAAAUUUUUUGAUUGCUAGAAAGGAUUUUCAAUUUUCUUUGGUUAGAAAGUUUUGAAAUUUCUUUAAAAACAAUUAUCCAUAAAAAUCAACAACAAAAAGGUUAAAAUUAUUAAUUGAAUAGAUUUGUGAAGCACAGUUAAUGCCUAACAGCUGUAAGAGUCAAAAUUUAAGUGCUGUUAAACCAACUAAAUUUUAUGACAGUGUUUUCAAUGAAAAUACCCCCUGGCCUAAAUUUGAUAACAGUGUUUUCGAAGAAAAUAUCCCCCACGGCCCCACGCCUACGAUCCAAGAAAAGCUAGAAUUAUUUUCAGGUCUACAGGAGAGUGCUCCGCCUACUUACCUAUAGUAAAUUACCUCUGUUGGCCAACUCCGACCUAGGACUGUUCGGUAUACCGAUAUACCGAAAAUAUCGGUAUUAAAUCAAUAUCGGUAUAUCGAUACCGGAUAUUCAACCAUACCGAUAUACCGAAAUUUCGGAAAUACCGGAAUUUUUCGGUAUACCGUGUUAAAUUUACCAACUAUAUGGCGAAACCAUAACCUUUAUUUUACUACUGAAUGGCAAUUCAGAGAACUUUCUGCUGCAAUGAUUUAGAAUUUCCACUUCAAGUGAGAUUUUACACUGAGUACGUGCAUGUCGUUCGAAACAGCUUCGAAAUUAUCGUUUUCCCUUUUAGAAUUAAUACUCAAAAUUUCCUUCAAACUUCCAUUAAAGAAUUUUCCUUAUAAUUAUCAAAGGAAAACCGUUAUACCGAUAAUAUCGGUAUAAUUUUUUCGGUAUACCGAUACCGGAAAUUUCUCAUACCGAACAUUCCUACUGCGUCCUCCUACUUUUUUGACAUUGUUUUGAAAAUUCCACUGUUUUUCAUCCCAUCCAGUCGUGAUCCAGUGAUUGGAAUGUUCUAUUGUAUUUUUCCACCGUUUGUCAAAAUUCCACAGUUCUCCAUGCCAUCCAGUUCCUCGUUGUUUUGACAUAUUUACGAGAUUAUGCAAAAGGCCCACGUAUUAUUUUCUAGAGAACGGCAUGACAAAGCAAUCCAAGACCUAGAGAAUAAGUUCCAGAAACAUAAACAAACACUAGGAAGUCUUCAACAACAGUUCCAGCGACUUUCCAUGCAAUCCAAGACUGCUUCUAACUAGGUAAGAGAGAUAUUAAUAAUAUAAUUAUCAUGAUGGUAUUAUGGUUGGUGGAAGUGUUACUGUAAAUCUAAUUGGAGAGAAAAAAGGUCGGAGAAUGUCCAUUAUAAAGAUUAACAAAAUUGUGAACUAUGCUACAAAAACUGAGAAAUCGAAGAGUUUGAGAUGGCAUGUAUUCCUCUGAGAGUUGCAUGCAUGGGACAAUGGACCAUUCCCCAAUUAACCAAAAUUUUGAUCUCAACAAAUCUAGACAAAAUUCCAUCAUAGCAUGAAAGAGCAUCACAAAAUUAGUAAUAUUCCAAAGUUUCGUUGCGAAAUGUUGUAAAAUGCGGAUAAUAUAGCCUUGCGAAAUUUGCAAUUUUCAGUCAUUUUAGAUUACAAAUGGGAAAUGGUGUUACCACUUUUCCAAAAUUUUGAUCUUAACUAGCCUAAACAAAAAUUUCAUCACAGCUUGAAAGAGCAUCACAAAAUUAGUAAUAUUCCAAAGUUUCGUUGCAAAAUGUUGUAAAAUGCGGAUUAUAUAGCCUUGCGAAGUUUGUAAUUUUCAGUCAUUUUGUAUUACGCACAGAAGUGGUAACCAUUUCCCGUUUGUAAUCUAAAAUGACUGAAAAUUGCAAACUUCGCAAGGCUAUAUUAUCCGCAUUUUACAACAUUUCGCAACGAAACUUUGGAAUAUUACUAAUUUUGUGAUGAUCUUUCAAGCUGUGAUGAAAUUUUUGUCCAGACUUGUUGAGUUCAAAAUUUUGGUUAAUUGGGGAAUGGUCCAUUGACUGACAAUAUAUAAGAACAUCACUAUUGUUCAACAAACAUUAAAAGUUUAAAAUGUAAUUUGCCAAUUGCAUUGUAUGUGUGAUGUAUUAUAUCAGACACUCCAGAAGGGAAGAUAUUCUGACUAUAAUGUUAUGAAUGUGUGAAAUUUCUUAUUCAACUAUAAAAAUUAUCACUGAAUAUAGGAAAUGAAUUUCAUUUCCUAUUUUGUGUAAAUUGUACAGAAAGUUGAACACGUGGAGAAUCACGUGACCAAAAGGGUUCACAAAUUUCCUUAAAGUUUUCGAUAAAAAUUUAAAGGAAAUUCAAAUUUGAAAUGUUGAAGCAGAAACACUGCUUGUACCAACAAAAUGGCGGAAUUGAAUUUUAUUUGUUUUUUUUACUUUGUUUCGUCAAAAUCUAAUUUGCAUAUAUCGCGCGUGAGCGCGUCCGCGGUGUGGAUGGUCGCUCUUCUGUCUUACAUUAGCAGCACAUUAUUAUCAGCACUUAAGUAGUUUUACAAGCAUGGUAUUAGUAAGAAUAUAAUUUGGCAGUUUAUAGUUAUAUAAUUUAUAAAGUAGUUUAUUUUGAUUAAUAGUAAUGUGGAAAGAGUCGGUGAAUACUCUACAAAAGGCCGUGGGUUUCCCCCAGGCACUCCAGUUUUCUCCCACAGGGAAUGAUGACAGGGUGGUCUGGCACGGUUCGUAGUGGUCUUUGAAAUCCUUGAAAGUCUUUAAAUUUGAAUUCAAGUUAUUAAGGUCUUUGAAAAGUCUUUGAAUUGUGUGACAAGGCGAAGAAAGUCUUUAAAAGUCUUUGAAUUCUUUAGCGAGUAUUUGAUUAUACGAUUUUCUAGCUAAUAAAAUAGAUUGAUUGAAGCAAGAUUUUAGCAAAUAUCGACGAAAAGGUGCAUUUUAGGAUGUGAUUUGACGGGACUAAUUACCGAGUAAAAAUAGUGCUUACACUCGCAAUUUUUCGACAGCUGAUUGCUCUGAAAGGUCUUUGAAAAGUCUUGGAGACUACGAACUCUGGCUGGGGCCCCAACUGACUCUUCCACCAUAGCUGUGCUUCAUGAUCAAGAUAUGAGUCAUAAGGUGGCUGCCAGAUACGCCCUUAAAGAAAGUCUUCGACUGGAUCAGGUUGAGCUGCGUUCUUCGUAAUUCAGCUUAGCUCUCAUCUGCAUAGGUGCAUAAAGUUUAUAUUGGAUUUGCUUACCUUAAUUGAAAAAAAAUCAACAUUUUGUGUAGAUGGGACAGGAUUAGGUGAUAUGAUAUGAUGUGAUAUGAUGAUAUGAUAUGAUAUGUAGGUAAUAUAAGUAAGCGUAAUACUUGAUGUAAUCGGUCACGGAAAAGUCCCGAUGGGGAGUGAGCUGUAUGAUAUAUGAUAUGAUAUAUGAUAUAUGAUAUGAUAUGAUAUGAUAUGAUAUGAUAUAUGAUAUGAUAUAUGAUAUGAUAUAUGAUAUGGUAUCCAGGUGAUCUCGUGUUCGUAUUUUAGCCAAUCAGCGCUCAGAAAGGGUUGUCCGAAUAGAAAUCCAUUUUGAUGUAUUCAGUCAAUUAUAUCUUUCGUUAUUCUUUAUGAAACUAGUUGAAAUUUUGUAAUUAUGUUUGGUUAUGAGAACUAUAGCUCUGACAAAAAUAUGGAAUUGAAAUAAAGUAUAUUACAGGAGAUAUUCAGUUGUUUUAAUCAUAAAAUGGAUUUCUAUUUGACAACUAGUGUCAGGACUUUUCCGCGUAUCAAGAUCAUCUGGAUACGAUAUGAUAUAUGAUAUGAUAUAUGAUAUGAUAUGUAGGUAAUAUAAGUAAGCGUAAUACUUGAUGUAAUCGGUCACUGAAAAGCCCCGUUGGGGAGUGAGCUGUAUGAUAUAUGAUAUAUGAUAUGAUAUAUGAUAUGAUAUAUGAUAUGAUAUAUGAUAUGAUAUAUAUGAUAUGAUAUGAUAUAUGAUAUGAUAUAUUAUAUGAUAUAUAUGAUAUGAUAUAUAUGAUAUAUAUAUGAUAUAUUUAUUUAUUUAUUUAUUUAAUUUACCCAAAAACAGGAAGGGCGCACCCACAGAGCCGAAGUUCCAAUAACGGGUCCCGCGUAAGUUGCAAAAUACAUAAAAAUAUUGUAUACAAAAAGUUAAACACUAAAUAGUGCAUCACAACAAAAAAAAAAAAAGAAAAAAGUCAUCACAUAAUAUAAAGAAAGGGCACUAGCAGCACAAAGUGUCACUGAGUGAAUCCAAAGGACGGGCUUUGUGACAUUUGACACAAACAGUCUUCAUAUAUGAUAUAUGAUAUAUGAUAUAUGAUAAGUAGGACGUUAUGAGUUAAAUUGCUAGUUGACUUUCGUGUUCAAACAAAUCCCAUGUGAAAAAGUUUUUCCACCAAGGUGAAGCCAAGGUGCGAAUGGACAUCUACAACAUUGCCACUAUCGACCGCGUUCCGCAUUAUUAUUGCUAUUGAGUAUUGUUCGUUUUGUGACUUUUGUCCAAGUCGUUCUCAACGGAAAGCUUUGAUUCUCAUAAGUGUGUUAUUAAAUACGGAAAUUUAGUUUCUGAACUUUCUGUGAAAUUAGUCUUGCUCUAAGAAUUCUCUAUUGUUACUAUACUGUAAAUGUGCGUGUGAAACUAGCAACAAAUACCCGCGUGAAAUUCUCAUCCACAAUCAGUGCGGAUGCAUCGGAUCUCUUCAUCAAGGAAACAUCAGUUUCCUUUUUCAACUUGUUCAUAAGCAAUUUAUUUGUACAUAUGUCACUUAUUGCUUCCGCUAAUGUGCGAAGCGCACGCAAACCUAUCACGCAAUCAUAAUAUAUAUCAAUAUUGAACUGUAUUUAAUGCAGUGGCGAAGCCAGCGCCAGCCUGACAAUUUGGUUAUGCUGUGCAAAUAUUUCCGUGUUCAUAGAAUGUAAAAACAAUCAAUUUCUAAAGAAAUGAAUAACGAUAAUGAUUUAAAAUUUGCAUAGCAUGACCAAAUUGUCUGGCUGGUUUCGCUACUGAUUUAAUGUAAUUUCAUUAGUAAAAGUAUAUGGAAAGAUCAAUCACGUAAAUUAAGAUAAUAUAUAGCACACAAUGGUAUUAUGAAAGAUAGAUAUAUUUUACUUGGAACCCGGCGUGUUUCCAUGAUUGUUCCGCAGUCUUAAUAGUUAAUGUGUACAAAUUUGAUAUUAAUUAUAUAGUCUUACAGUGUUUUGAAUAAAAUGUGGUUCUAAAUGUAUAUUUGACUUCCAUCUGGCCGUAAUUCCGAGCACCCGACACAUUUUGUUGAAACACAGCAAGCUAUAUUUACAACAAUUGUGUAUUUUUGAGAAAUUUCAUUUUGUAUAACUAUAGGUAUAUUGCAUGAGAAAUUAUAAUAAUGAUUAAUGUAAAUCAAAAUAAUACUAAUACGAUCUCAUAAACGAUUUAUAUUUAUUCCAUUCAACUGUUUCAACGGAAACGGUGUGAAGUGCACGUAUAUCUUGAAUUAUAAUUAUACAUGAAUGUAUUUAUAAUGAAAGUUUUUCAUAUUUAUUGUAACUAGCUAUAUUCCUUAACCUCAAGAGUCAAGUUAAAAAAUUUAAUUAAUCUAAAAUGAAAUUAAAGUUUUUGCGGUACAAAUGCCCAAAGCAACGUCUGUAUAUCGGAACAACCCAGCGUACUAAGACAGCACACAGAUGCGUUUCACAUUCAUUUCUCGUUUUUUAAGUAGACCCGCAAUAGACCCGACAAACUAUCAAGAGAUCGUUAAAUUUCAAUCUAAUUUCCCUCCUCUAUUUAUAGACACCGCUAACAUCUCACAAACAGCGCUAUUUGUGCUAAAUACGGCAAUUUAUAGCGCUACAUCGGCGUGUUUUGGACGUGCGCUAUUCAUUUUUAAUUUGUUUUUAAUUUGCCGCCGUGAUUUAUGCUAAUUUCCUCAGGUCGUUUUGAAUGUAUUUUUCACGUUAAGCGAGAACUGACUAUAAUGACCUCAUUUCAAGGAAGACGCUUUAGCACAAUAGUUAAUGGCUUAGCACAUUGUUACAAAUCUCUCUAUGAGGGAUUGUCUGCAUGCACCGACUGCACGCCACGGUGUAUAAAAUAACGAUCUGUUUGGUCUCUGUUCUUGCCAGCCUGCAGAUAAUUUUAUUUUAAUUUCUAAGGCCAUAGAAGGGGGAAGUGCAAUGGAUUAUAUAGAGAGUUGUAUCGUAGUUUAAUAUCAGAAAAAUUUUAAUAUAUUAUAUAUGUGUUGACCUGCCAACAAUAUUUUGAUUUUGCGCCGUUCUCUAGAAUAAAGAAACAAACUUUACUGGUAUUCAUUGUAUUUAAACUGUUGAAUUAUUUUAGUUUUUCUGCAAUUCUACUAAAGUAACUAUACUUAUUAAAACAGAAUGGUUUAAAAACGCUAUCCGUUUACUGAUUAAAAUUUCUGAUACUGACCGUAUCAAAUAUAUGCUAACUUUACAUAAAAUAGAACUUCAGCAUAGAACUGUACAUAUAUAUGUACUAGUUAAAACAUGAGCAGCUGAUCUUUAUCAAAUCUACAUAAAAAAACGACCCAUCUUAUGAGUUCAUUGACAUUGGUGAAGUAAUUCCAAAAAUAAACAUUGUCUAAGCCGAGAAAAUCAAAGCUAAAGUUUAUGUAAAUCAGGACAAAUCUUUAUCCGAUUCACAAACAUUGAUUAAACGUUCAUUUCUUUUGAAUUUUCUUCAUGAAUUAUUAAUGAUAUUUUAAGUACACUUACAUGUAGAUGUACUAAAUUUUGUUUAUAAAACAGAGCGGCAAAUUAAGGUUUCAAUAUAAAUUCUUAUAUAACAAUAACAUGACAUGGAUAAAUACCAACUUCCCACAGUAUAUACAGAUACAAAUAUAAACAACCACUGCAUGACAAAAAGCUAAACUCCAUAAUUUUUGUCAAAAAUUGAUCUGUUUUAAAUUUUAUAUAUUGACUUUCUGCGGGAAUCACCCAGUCGCACUCCUUGUAUCAACACACUGUAAUUUGCGCGGCUUUGAAUAAUUUUGGCAGUUUAUGCUAAUUUAGAAAGUCCCAUUUUUGGGCAUGAAAUCGGUCUCAGAAUUUUCCUCGUCUCGGCACGUUUACCACCGCACAGUGCGGCGAUGUCUUUUGAAUAAAACGCGUAAAAGCGCGCUAAAUGUUAAUUUGCCUGUCAUGGUCGCGCGCAUUAGAUCGGCCUCCUUUCACUGUAUUCCUUAUCGCGAAAUGAUUACACCAUUAAUUAAUUAACAUAACUCUAUUCCUUAUCGAUUUAAAAAGCUAUUAAGUUAACGAGGUCUAUACUUUUGCGGUGGGCAGGCCGUCAAACGAAGUUGGCCAGAAGACAACAAACACGCGACAAUACCGACACUACUGACCAUUUUAGCCCGUACAUCAAUCUUUCAAUUUCUCCGUUUUGAACAAUUGACCACUUGCGGGGUUUGGGAUUGCACUGAAAAUUGCGUGGACAAUUAUGGCCACCAAAAAGGCGGUGUUUUCGACCUUCACUGUGGACUCGUUGCUGUCAACGGAUGAAAGUGUUGGGGGAAAACAUAGUUUACGAGAGGAAAACGAAGAAGAGCCCAAGUCGACCAAAAAGGAAUUUGAUAUGACACAGAAUUUUUGUGCAGGUAUAUUGCAGCUUUUUUCAUUUGUACUUUUGUUCUUAUAAAUGUACAAUGAUAUAUUGAUAUAUUAUUCAUAAAGUAUACAUCCAUAAAUGUACCUAUAUUUCCAUAAUAUUAUCUUGUAACUAUAUACCCUUAUAGGCGUGGUUAGUGUAUGAGCCAUAGACACAUUUGGCUUUAUUUACAUCGUUAGCUACCAAUUCACAACCUUAUAGAUAACUCACAUGCUUAGUUACUAUUGUUCCAGUUUACAGAAGCAUAAAAUAGCUUAAUAGGACAAAGGUAACUAAGCAUUAGAAUUAUGUAUAAGAGUUAUUCACUGGUGAAGAUGAUUCUAAAGCUUAUAGUUGUCUUUCUUCUAUUCUAUGUUUCAGUAUACUGGAACAAUAGUUAUCUAGGCAUGUGAUAUAGUACAAAACAUAAUCCAAAGAUUAGCAUCUUGAAACCCAAAAUAUGAGUCAAAUCUAGUUCUAUUAACCGUGGUCAAACAAGAAAGUGAGUAAUAUUUCUAUUUUAUUACCUGACAAAAUCAUCAUCAGACUAGAUGUGAUUUUGUAAUAAAAUCGAAAUAUUACUCACUUUCGUGUUUGACUCAUAUUUUGGGUUUCAAGUUGCUAAUCUUCGGAUUAUGUUUUGUACAUAUUUUUUGAAAUUGUCGGCUGGUAUUGGUUUUUAGGCAUGUGAGUGACCUAAAGUUGCCAAAUUUAUCUAUAUACAGUUUUCGGAUGAUAAUUCCCCUUCAAUGAUGCACGAGUAGGCCAAACACCACACUCCACAUGCAUGUUUUCCUGUAUCUCUCUGUAAUAACACUAGAACACUAGGUCAAUUAAAGUGUUCUUGCUGAGCCUCUAUAGGGUUGUAAAAUGAAACUAGGUUAAGACCUACAGAACGUAGAAAGCCGUGGGGCGACGCUACCUCCACAGUUUAAAGACUGGUUUUACAUUAUCGAGGUUUCUGUGAUCACAGUAGGAGUUUUGCAUAGGUGAAUACUAAGUUUUGAAGGAUUUAUAACGGAAAUAUUUGAGGGAACUGGCUCAGUGUUUUAAUACUGUGUCAGUUCCCUUAGAAUUUCUUCCAAAUCCUUCAAGACUUAUGCAAAAUUCCUACUGUGAUCACUUUUCCUUCGAUAGUGUAAACUAUCAAAAUGUAUUCAAAAUGUGUGCUUCAGACUUUUAGUUGAAGGCCAACUCAAAAAUCAUUUGGAGGCAGUGGGGCUAACGAUUCAAAGCUGGAGCUAACUGCUGGCCAAAAGCUCUAAAAAUUACGAGCUACCUUUACAAAAGUAAAAUACAGGCAUGCGUAUAGGUUGUGUUACAAGUACUUAAUUUACCUUUUAUUACUUGUCUUACCCCAUAUGCCUUCAUUUCCCCCAUUUAAAUAGAAAUCUCAUUUAUUUUCCUUUUCAAACGUUUUGAAAAAGACAAAGACCCUACUAGAAACUUGUAAAUUUUUCUUCCCUGUGUUGGCAAAAAUAUUCAUUGGAAACGGAAUACAUAGUUAUAAACUUUAUACAUAUACCAGUGAAUGAUCUUUUUCAAUUCUGUAAAGUUGGGGAAACUAUUAGAUUGUCAUCCACCGAUCCAAAUCUCUUACCGUUUAUGGUUUGCGCUUAAAAUUCAAUUGCUAUUUCUUAUCGCACAAAGCAGCAAAGAAUUUAAGCUGGCGAGACCACUUCGGCCCAUGGAGAAGCUCGCUGCGGGAGUAGGCUAAAUCGCUCACCGACAAAUCAAUAGGAUAAUUGGAUUAAGAAAUAAUCUUUAUAAACAAUCUUCAUAAAAAGUUUUAUAAACAAUUUUUGUCUAAGUUUAGUUUAUCUUAGGAAACAGGCGAAAGACUUGUUUACACUUAACUACUAUUUAUACUGGAUAUAGUUUUAUGAUUUCUUCACUGAUCUACCUUAGAGGUCCAAUUAGGUUCAUUCCGUAUUGAUCCAGUGUUACUACAGAAGGAAACCUCGACUAAAUUUUACGAACUUCGUUUAUUGCUCUAUCAGUUCUCUGUAGAGGUCCAGCAACGGCUAUACCUUAAUUGGUACCACAGGAGGAAACCAUUCCAUUCAAACCAAUUCAUCUCUGUCAGUUCUAAUCUAUUCUCCCCAGAGGUCCAGUCAGGACACUAACCAGUUUUGGCAAAUAUCAUUGGCAUAUAUAGCUCAGUGGUUCGGAAAAAUGCAUACAAUAGGGGCAUGAUAUGCCCCUCCCAUUUCCCUGCAUCGUAGACCCGUGGUUAUUGUCAUCAAUCAUUAAUGAAUUGUUAAUCUCUACUAAAUACAGGAUGGCAAGAUCUGAACCUCAAAGACUAUAUUUCAGAAGAUGGCUCGCUGAAGUUUAACCAAUCCUCUCAUUCAAAAUGGCGUCGAAACCGAACCAUCUUCAAUUCAGCCCAACUAAAAACUCUAGAAGACACAUUUCGCCGUCAAAAAUACCUCAGUGUAGGGGUCCGUGGGGAACUUGCAAGAUCUUUAGGGUUAACAGAGGAUCAAGUUAAAACUUGGUUCCAGAAUCGAAGAACAAAAUUUAAGAAAAAUGUCUGUGUACUUCCAAGAUCCAUCAUUAUCCCUAAUGUUCAAGAGGGACUACCACAAAAGUGUCCUCUCUAUACAUAUUACAGGACAGUUGAUGUCCCUCCAUAUCCAAGAUUACCCAAUGAUGUUCACGGACGUACCAAAAGAUCACAUACUAUCCACAGUUACCCAAUGCAGAGACCAGUGCAGCCAGCUGUAUCAUCAAGUAGUUUUUGCCUGUGACUGAAUAUGGAACCCAUCUCUUUUUGUUCCAAAAUUUUGCCCCUAGGCUAAGAAACGUUUCCUUACGAAACCACUUAAUCUCGACUUUGUAAAAAGCUUAGAAUUGAACUUGUUAUUUGACAACCCGUCCACAUUAGGGUUUUAUAUGAUACAAUUUCCAGUGGGUUCAAAUGAUUGUAACAACUCCAAAUAAAUAGAAAACCACCGUAGCUCCGAAUAUGAACAUUUUAUUCAUAUAUACUAAAAUAGAUAAUAAAAUAACGCAUACAAAAUAUAUAACUAAAAUAACGACGCCAUACAAAACUAUACUAUAGGUAGUUAUUAAUGUCUAUUACAUAGCAUUGUCAUGCAAGACAAGAUGUUUAAAAUCUUUCCGUUUAAAAAAAUAAUGUUAUCAAUUCUCGGAAGGGGUGAAAAUAAUUCAGUCUAGCCAUUUAUGACAUCUCGUUCUCCUAAAUUGACGAAGAUGUUUUAAGUCGUACGGCUUGAUUCAUUAAAGACUGCAUGCAUCAAAUUUUUUAUUUAAUCAUCUCUUUAUCCACGUUUUAUCCAGUCUAAGCUGCUCAAAACCUCAUCCAAAGGACCUGGAUAAAAAAAUGUUUGCUGUCUGUUGUGUCCCAGGAGGUGAUAAUAGCAUAGUCUGUCAAGAUAUGAUGGUCUGGAAGCCCGGUAAACUUCAAAGCUACAAAAUAGAAGAGCUUUGUUUGAUGUUGAACUGUACCUUACCAUGUACAAAUCCUUUGUCUCAACCUCAUUAAAUAUUAUUCAUCGUGGUUGCACGUUUCAUCUCAGCUAUCCCUAUUGGACGGUUAGGCCUGGUUUACACUAUCAAAGUUUCUGUGAUCACAGUAGGAAUUUUGCAUGGGUAAAUUCUAAGUUUUGAAGGAUCAGUUUCCUCAAACACUAUUUCUUACAAAUCCUUCAAACUUACUUGUGCAAAAUUCCUACAGGAUCAUACUGAAGCUUUAAUAGUACAAAUAUACAAUGAGCACCGUCACUGUGCACAAAUUAACAUAUACUCCGACACUAAAAACAUAACACAAAUUGUAUGUUUUUGUCGGAGUAUAUGUUAAUUUGUGCGUGGUGACGGUGAUUGAGCUCACCGAAAAUAACCCCUGGUUCUGUUCCUGACCAAAAUAGUGUUAUUGACUGAAGUUUCUUUACGAAGUACUAACGAGUAACGAUUACGGAGAUUUAUAUAAAACUUUUUUUGUAAUAUUCUUCUGGCUGUAUGCGUCAUUGAUUUAUUUGACUGUAAUGAUCAUCCUACCUUAAUCUUUUAAUGGAAUGGAGAUUUUCCGGAUUUUGCGUUUAUUGUCACCGGAUUUCGGUGGUUUUACUGAAAUCUUUUGCUUCUAUUAUUGGAUUUUUACAUUUUACAAGAUUUUGUUUUUGAAAUAACUGGAUUGUACGACUCUCGUCUCUGGUAUUUUGCGGCACAUUUCUAACGAAAGGCAUUUCAAACAUUCAAGGAAAUGGAACAAUUUACUUGAAAGCUCUAAGUCCCUAAACGAUUUGAAGACUUUUAAACGCAAAUCGUGCCAAUGUUUAAUGAGCAAUUAAGUUCCUGAUUUUUUUGCUCUCAUUGCAUGCCUAUUCUAUAUUUUGUUUUUGCAAUAUAUGUGUGCAAAGUUAAGCUAACUUUUAUAGCCUAAAAGUUGUCUUAAUAGAAACUUAAGUUAAGGAUUGACGUUACAAAUUUAAUAAACCGUUAACCGCAAAAGGGCAAACUCGGUAAAAUCGCAUUCGAAGGUAAGUAAGUUUUCGACAGCCAAGUAGCUAAACUCGCGUGCUUUAAUUUUAAUGUACAAAUUGUCCUUACUUCGAACGACUAUAACUGUUGACCUCUAAAUACGAUUUCAUGUUUGCCGUUCUAAUGUAAAAAGUCCGUGCCUUCGAAUGUUUAUACCUAUUCAAGAUCUAACAAAUACGGGGGGGGGGGCUUAAAUUGUCUAGUUUAAAUGAGAUGUCCACGAUGUAGUUUUUCCAAUAAAAACAUUAAUGUCCGGGACAUUCCCAACAUUCUCGUGAUAUAGUUUCGUUUUAUAAUAUAUACUCGCGAUUCAUGUCAUAACUUAAAUCAAAUGAUUGGCCGUCGUGCAACAUAUUUAAUCUUUUCAUUAGCAUUAAUACUUAUUAAUAAAGUCAGGAAAAUAUUUCGUAUAGGCUGGCGCAUUAUAGACACACACUUAUGGAAUGCCUGUGACAUAUGUCAAAACUAACACGAAAGCAACAAAAAUAUACUCAACCUGAAUGACACUUUGACUCGAAAUAUCAUCAGGACAAUUAAUUACAUUAAAUACCAAUAAUAUAAACAAUUUAAUACCCUGACAUAACAUAUGGAAAGUCGGUGUAGCCGUGUAGAUGUAGCUCUGUGUCAAUGUUAUUUAAAAUUCCCGUAGAAAGUGUCCGUGCGCACUAAGUGACUUCCAUCAACAGAUGCGCUUGAAGCAAUAUUUCAUGGCGGAAAUACGAUUCAUCCAUUUACCGGAUUACUAAACACUUUGAAACUUGAGUGCUGUUUAAACCUAAUACUCAUAAACGAUUGGUAGCCAUUAAUAGACUCAUUCGUAUACAUUGAUUGUUGAAGAAAUAUAUUUGUAACGUAAACAAGGUGGCCGACUUUGAUUCUCACAGCUUUGCACAGUUUCCAAUGCCGUUUGCAAGACGGUCGUUCUUCCUGUCCAUGGCGUUUCAAUCUUAACUGGAUUUAUUAUUGUCCAUUGCGCACAGCUGUUUCCCAUCGCUGAGGAAUUUAGCCUAGUUUAAGAGUGGUAAUAGUUUGAUUGUAGAGACAACGAAAAUCUGUCAGAUUGUUGAUGGGUCAGUUAGCGUUUCGAUACAAGGAAUUUAAUUGCGCUUAGUUGACGCACGCCUUGCCUUGGCGCAAGAACUGUAUCGAAAGAAAAGAAGCUUAUGUGCGCUGUUGCCGUAAUUGCGUGAAUCUAUGAGUAGGUGUGCAAAGCGCGAAUUAAUUAAUAGAAUUUUUGCACAAACAUGUAACAUUACCACAAAAGCCGCACAUUUCCUUCUUAGAAUAUUUUGCGCAAAAAUAUCGUAUAUUUAACAUAUAUUGCGCUACCAUUAAAAUCAACAUUUUGCGCAUUUCUAACACAUUUUUUUGCGCAAAUUGCCAGCAAAUUAACCUAUAUCGCGCAUUUUUUGAAACAGAAUAUUUUGCGCAAAAAUGUUUUAAAUUAACCUAUAUAUCACGCAUUUUCUAAAACAGAAUAAUAUGCGUAGAAAUAUACUUAAUUAACAUAAAUUCCGCGUUUCCUUAGCGAAUUCAUACAUUUCAUUAUUACAAUUAUAGUGAUUUCCUCCACACUUCAGCAAAACGUAUUCAAAAAACCUUGGUUUCCUAAUUUCCCCGCAGGAACUAACGCUAAUAGGUUUUCACAUUACAAAUGAACUGAGCUGAUGAAAACUUAGCAACCCUUCAGUUUUAUUACGAAAAUUUAAUUAUGGUAAUCGAUGAUUCCUGAUGGUUGACAUAUUCUGCUUUAGACAUUCUUGAGCUUCGUUAGACACUUGUAUAUUUUAAAUUAGGAAAACACUGUGACGUGUUUUGGUAUUUUGCGCUGUUUUAUUCAUUAUGUGUGUUGUUAGGGAUAGUGUUUGAGAGAUCUUGAACCGCAGUAACAGACGGCGCGGUGUUAGAUACGGAUUGUUUAUUGAUAACCCUCGCAACCAAUUUCCCCUUCAAACACGUCUCGAUGAUGCGCGCAGUUGAUAUCCAAUGCAUUGAAAGUGUUUAACAUCAUAAAUGAUUCAUUGUAAAUAGCUAGUACUCAAUUCCAGCGCCGUUUUAGAAAAGUCUAAGAAGGUAUUGUUUAUUAAUAAGUGUCGCAGCCAAAUUGAACCAAUUUCCCCCUUCAGACACUUCUGAAUGACCCUAUGCUUGCGGUGGAAAUUCUUUCCUUUCACAGUGUUUAGGGCACAAAUGAUCUAUUAUAAAUGGCCAUAGUACUCGCACGUGGGGGCAGUUACCUUAUUUAACUGCAGGUAAUAAAUGAAACGAACGAUUUCUUGUUAUGAAAACAAUUUAACACUUAAGAAACAAUUAAACCACUUCGUCACGCCUGAUUCAUGUCGCCACAGGAGGGCCAUUUCAAAGGUUUCGCCGACAGGUUGGUCAAUUUUCGAGUGCCUGUGGUAAUGUGGUAUUAGUAGCUUGCUUCGCCUGGACAGAGCACCGCGAGCAGAGGCGCUUCAGCAUCGGCGGACAAAGACACUCUAGAAAGAUGAGCUCGUUCAGUAUAAACGCGAUAUUGGGAACACGCACUUACGAAGACAGUCGGGCAUUUGAUACUCAGAAUCUGAAAAGUGAGAGCUAUCCAAUACAAACGACCAAGGCAAGAAAACUCACGGACACAGAUGAUGAUGAAGGUGUGUGAUUCUCAAUUUGUUUUAAUCAAUCACCAAUUACUAGCAGUGUUCUACUAUUGAAAGGCUACGUUUUCUCAAGCGAGAUAUUAACCUGUUUAUUCAGCUAUUUCAGCAAAUCGCAAUGAUGUUUCCAUACAAAUACAAACACAAACGAUGCGUUCAUACAAACUGUCGAGCACACAUUCAAAUUUAUAUUUGAACAUGUAUUUUAAAGCCCGUAGCAUUACUCACUGGGAACCUUUGUUAUAAUCGUAUUUACGAUACAUGCGCGCAUAUUUACUAUACAUUAUAGAAACAUAAUUAGUCAUUAAUAAAGAAAAACAAGAGCAAAUAGAUUACUCAAAUACCUGUAUGGACAAACGUUUUUGUCAUACAAAUACAAGCAUAUACGGUCAUACGUGUUCAUUUGCAAAGCAAGACAAUGGACUGCAUUUAAAAUUAAGCUCAACGGAUGUCCUAACACAUAAUAUAUUAUACCUAUGGCGGGCUGUGGUUUAGACGAGAUGUAUGUUCUGAAAUGUAUCAAGCUAUAUUUGAUGUUGAAAAUGUUAUUUAUAAGUCGUGGUUUUCAACUAAUUUUCAUGCAGCGACGACCCGUUUCUGAGAUGUUUUGUCAGUUUUAUCAAAACUGUUGUUUAAUACAUUUUAACUCACAGGAUUACAAAACAUGGCCAGUCUGGAAUAUUUUCCAUUAUUUGUACUUAGAUAUGCGUGUGCUUGAAGUAUCACUACUUCAAAUUCCUGUUCACUGUAGACGGAUCUUGACACGUUUACAAAACUUGUAAAGGCGUGUCCUCUUAAACUGCGUCUUUAGAAAAUUUUUAAGCGAAUCUUGUAGCCUUGAGUAGAUUGCCUGAACUGUAAAAUUGUCCUGGGGGUAUGUGUCGUUUUCGAUUAAAGAAUUACCAAGUUUAAGAUGUUAUAUAUAGACUCCGUAAAUACCUAGCGAAAUGUUAAUGUUUUUCGAUUGCUAUCUGAAUGUAAAGUUGUGACUUGGUUCGAUUAUCUUUUAUAAUCAUGAUACUGUCAAUGUAGUCGAAACCACAAGCUGCUGUAGUUUGUGUUUGAAUUACCUAAGACAUUAAAAACACUUCGGCAUUCCUAGCGAAAGGUUUGUAGUCUAUUAACCUCUUGGCCAGAGGGCUUCGCUCGAAAUGACGGAGUGAUUAAUCUUUUUCAGGUAGUUCAGACACAAACCGGUGCAGCUUAUUGUAGAAUACUGCACUAGCCCCCUAUGUUUGUAAUCUCAAAACCAAUUCAUGAGCUACGGAGUGACCCGUAGUCUAUACCGUACAGAUUAAUCCAGUCGUGAGCUUAAAGAGAACAUUACAGCGCUGUAAUAGCGCAAUCAUGAUGACAUUAUUUUUAGAACAAAUUAGCAUAUAUCACGCAUGAUGUUUAUGCAUGGGAUAAGUUUACAUUUAUCAAGAUUUCAUAUCAACAUGUCUCUACGAAACAUCGUAGAGGAAUGUUGAGGCUCUUGGUUCCAUUUCAUAGGCUCUGUUUCCUAGUAACGAUAUUUUCUCAGAAUGUAUGAACUACGCUAGCUAAAGUGUAAUUUUUUGGGGUUUAUUAUAGUGGUGCUUCCAAAUUUGUAACAGAUAAAUAUAAAUAAUAUAACUCAGGAAAUGUAACAUAGACAAAUUUGGGGAUAAACAAUCAAAAGAAUAAUAUACCAUACAGCUUGUCCAGUUGCACACUAUACUGCCAUGAUGUGCUGGUAUGUAUUUGGGCUUUUACUCUGUGACUGUGAAUUGUUUGACCUUGCCAAACCAAAAUUUGUCGGACACAGUAGGAUUUCAAUAAGUCAGUUACUCUAUGGUAUGUAGUCUACAUGCAUGGUGAGAAAUUACAACAAUGGAAGAUAGUAUAUUACAUUAUUACUCAACAACUGAAGCCUUGUUUGAAACGCCGUUUUCUAUUAAUACCUCUGCUCGAGUUAAUCUACAUUAGGCUUGGCCCAUAUACCUAGCUAUAUACCUCCCUCAAAGCCAUCUUUCGGUGUUAGCCCCACUAUAAUGCAAAUGAGCUAAAACAAUGAGUUUUAUAAUUUACAUUAGCUUAGCGCGACGUUUGAGCUUGACCUAGAAUUGCUCGAUCAGCUAAUUGGAUAUUAAAACUCGCAUGCCUAUUUACAUUGUUCCAGUGUAAAAACGUAUCGAAUAGAACAAAGCCAAAGGUAACUUAGUAUGAAGGUGGCUAUAAAGCGGAAUGAUUUACAUGAUGCGUGUGUGACUCAUUUCCAUAAUACUAACACGGUUUAGUCUAAGCUGGAGCAUUAGUAACUAGGCAUGUGAAAUUGUAAAUUGGGUAUAACAACUAAGUGUUAGCUAAUUCAGUAUUUGACAAAACUCUAGUGAAUAACAUAGAACUAUCGUCCAUACUUUUUGUUCUAAUUCUUUCUAAUUUUGAGAGAAAUUUCCAAAUUUUUAACUGUUAUUUGUUACAUUUCACAGACGAAGAAUAUGGCUGCGAUUUAGAAGAGGCCCGUUCCCCUUGUUCGCCAGACUUAGAUCGAAGCUCGGUGAACAUACACAAGAUGCGACGCCGGAGAACGGCAUUCACAAGCUCACAGCUUAAAUCCUUGGAAGAAAAAUUCGACGAUAAAAAAUACCUGACAAUUUCGGAGCGCAACAAACUCGCCAAAUCUCUAAACCUCAGCGAUACUCAAGUGAAAACGUGGUUCCAAAACCGACGCACAAAAUGGAAAAAACAAAACAUUUCGACGCAAAAUAUGACGGCGCAAAAUUUUGGCCUCAUGGAACAGGGAUUUCCUGGAGAAUAUGGAACAUUCGUGCGUAUACCCCGCGAUCCAUGUUAUCCCUACCGUACGGAGUGUGUUUUACCCCCGUUCAGUUCCCUGACGGGUAGCUACGGACUCUUUAGACCAACCUCAAAUUUGCAAGUGACUUACUCCAAUAUGCCUCUCUAUCCUUAUAAUCCGACAAGACUUUAUUACUGAGGAAAUGUGUUAGCGAUAAAGUGAAAGUGAAAAUGCAUUUGCGCACAUGCUAAAUGCUGAGUACUCCUUCUAACACUGACCACCAGAAUAAAAUGGCUACAAGUCAGGCUUUCCUUAGCCACAAUGUGAUAUCAUACGAAUAUUCUGUUGCGGCCGUACAAUCUAAUGUAGAAUAAUAAUGUAGUAAUGUUGACCCUAUCUGAACAGCAAGCGAAAACACUUAACUCGUAAUAUUAAAGGUCAUCACUCGUACCAUGUGUUUCAUCUCGUAACAUGCAUUUUGAAAAUUUGGAAUCCUGGUAUCCUAAGGAACACUUGUGUUAGCGUGUUUUUUGGAGACCAUGAGGAAAUUGGGUUCAGGGUAUAAGGCUUAGUUGUAUGUCAUCUCUAACUGUAUGAAAGGCGGACAAAGUCAUUACAUGCAGAGCUCUAUCAAGCUCUUGCUGUUUUCUAGAGAAUUCUUCUCACAGACAUCCCUCAGAGAAUUUUAUUGAUUUCCAACUGUUAUUUACAUGACCAAUCAAUGCACGUUUGUCUUACUGUUCUAACUUGAAGAAUCUUUAAACAAGCCGAACAGUGUAAGAUUUUCGUGCGGGCGUUUUGCGUACUUUUGCGCUGGGGCCACUAAUUUGCAUAAAUUACAUCUGUGCAAUAUUUGCAUAAAAUGCGUCAUUGGGCAUUAAUGAUGAAUAUAAACAAGUCAUACUUGAAGAAUGCGUAAACAAGCUGAAAACUGAAUACAUUUGGAGUCGUUUUGCGCUAGGGAGGAAAUUCUAUCUAAUUUACAUAAAUUGCGCCAAUUCGCAAUCAUGACGACAUACAUGCACGUAAAAUGCGUCUAUUCGCUGUAAGGAUGACUAUUAAAAAGUAGAAACAUUUCACACUAAAACGUUUGAGUAGCAGUUGAUACCUAGAUGUAUUAUACAUAUUUUUGCUCAAGGUCAUUUGCAUAGAUUGCGCUAUUGCGAUUGACAGUACGUGCAUGUCCCGGCUUGCAUCAGAUUAAGUUAAUGGAUGUGCAAUAAAGGGCACUUAUUUUUCAGAAUUUUUGCUUCGUUUGCGUGCAAUGACAUGUGUCGCAUCCUAAGCCUCGGGGCAAGAAAACUUUGGAAAAUUUUAGUCACGAAAAUAAUUUCCAUAAGUCUACACCAUUAAGAAUUUAUCAUGGGGACACAAUAUGAUUUCACUCACACUGCAAAGAAUUUUGACUCAAAAUUUUGAGUAAAAUAAUCUACCCACAGUAACUGAAAAUGUUGAGUAAAAUCACUCAAAUUGUUUGAGCAAAUUUAAUCAUUUUAAAAUAAAUGUUUAAUCACAACAUUUGAGUAGCUAAAUUUGCUAAAAAAGAUUGAGUGAAGUUCUUAUAAAUUCGAGUAAUUUACUCACUGUGGCUGUAUUAUUUUAUUCAAAUUUUUGAGUCCAAAUACUGAGCUAUUGUUUGUGAUAUCUUCAAUGAUUUCAGAGUCGUUUAUCCUGUAAAAUAAUGUAACAUAGAGACAAUUCAUCAAUCAAGUAUGUUUAUAUUGAACUUCAGUUAAACUUUAGUUAUUUAAAUGUUUGUAUUAUAUUGUAUAUUACUUUAAGAAAAGAUGCAGUAAAAUUAUACAAAUAUUGUAUUGUGAGUUGAUAUACUGAAUUCUAUUUAUUCUCAGUGUUGUUAAUCUUUCUAUCAAUUGGGCAUUUACGGUCGGCUUUCAGUAAGCGUUAUGGCGUAGCUGAUGGUCGUUAAAUGUUGACACUUCUAGUACAGUAGCAGCAAGCAAAUGAAAUUAUAUGGACUAUUUUAUUUAUUUUUAUUUAUUUAUUUAUUGAGCUUCACCAAAUACAAACGUAUCAUCAUAACAACUCACAAACAGCAAAACAUGUACAUCAAUAUUACUUCUGUAAUAUUGGGGACGAUGUGUGUAGCAGUUGGGGGACACCACAACAGACACCACUGUGGCUAACGUGGACUGUUUAAAGCAACAACUUGAGGAAGACUUGUAUUUGAUUGCAAACAGUUGUUCCGAAAAUGAAUUGCUUAUUAACCCGGGAAAGACCAAAUACCUGCUGAUUGGCACACGGCAAAACCUACAACAACUUCCCGUAGAUAUGACCAUAAACUUCCUCAACGAGACUAUUACCCCCGUCUCCUUUGCCAAAGAUCUAGGAAUGACAAUCGACUCUUAUUUGACAUAUGACCAGCAUAUCACCAACCUGGUUUCUUCAUGUAUGAAUUCCUUGUGCCAAAUAAACCGAGUCAAAAAAUGUUUCGAUAAAGAAGCUUUAACUCUCAUCGUCUCGGCACUUGUAAUGAACAAAAUGUUCUAUUGUUCAACGGUUUGGUCAAACACUUCGUCUACCAACAUUAAGAAACUACAGUUGGUACAAAAUUUUGCAUACAGGAUAAUAACAAAUAUUGGAAAGUUCGACCAUAUUUCGCCGGGCUUACGCGAACUUAACUGGCUCCCAGUAAAGGAACAAUUACUACUAAGAGAGGCUAUUAUGAUGUACAAAUGUGUCAAUGAACUUGCUCCACAUUAGUUGAGCGAUUUAUUCACAAAACGUUCUGACAUUCAUCAACGAGAUACACGUAGCCAUGACUCACUGCAAAUACCAUUGUACAAAACUUCUGCAGGUCAAAGGUCCUUUCAUUAUAGAGGCGUUACACUCUGGAAUGAUUUGGACAUAAAGUACAAAAAGUUAGACUCCCUAAAAAUUUUCAAAAACGAACUGAAGCGAAGCAUGCUAGAACAAAUAUAUAAGUAGAUAAUUUUACCUUGUUAAACUUUAUACAAAUGUCUUACCUUUUUACCUUAAUUUAAAUUCUAGAUUCUAAAACUUGUAAAUAGAACAACAUUUAUUUUUUGUAAAUCAGUGUUGAAAAUCCCUAUUUAGGGAACACAAUAAAGUAUGUAUGUAUGUAUGUAUGUAUGUAUGUAUGUAUGUAUACAAACCAGUUACUGUGGGGGCCCUUUCUUAACAUGCACUAAUUAUCAUUAAAAUAAAUUUAUAAAGAAGCUAUCAACAGCAAGCUAUUUCAUUGUCCAGACGUCGGCCAGUGCAACAUUUUAAGCAUAUAUUGUCCUCCAUGUUCAUUGCAUUAUUUUCGUCCAAAUACAAAACAACAUGUAAUGUGAAAAAUAAGUAUUGUUUUCUCUCCGUCAUCUCGGCAAGAUGGUGCUUUAAUAGUGAAACCAACCUAUUACAUAUUUCGAGACAAAAUGCAAUACUAAAAUAAGAAAAUACUGUAUUGCUAAAGUGUAUUUGCAUUCAUUGUGGAUCUAAAUUUAGGACAUUUCGCUCGACAAGACACUCUAAGUUUGUUUGAUAUUUCGAGACAAGGUGCAAAACUAAAAUAUACAAAUAGUGUAUUGUGAGUGUGUGUUUGCGGUAAACGGCUUAGCGCAAUUGAUCCGGCGAUUUUCAAUAAACAAGCGUCUUGACCGGAAGAAUUAGCAUACCUCUAUAAGAUUGAACGCCGGAAAUCUAAAUGGAUUAAAUCCAAUUGCGCGUUUAAUUUGCGCCAAUUGGAGAACCACGGGGGAGAUUACUGGGCUUAAUAGUGUUCUGAAUUAUGAUGAAUAUAUUGAUCUGAAGAUAACACAACUUUUACCGACAAGUGUUAAAGACACGAUCUGCCUUCAGAUACGUUGGUUUUAACCGUGGUUUUAUUGAGCACUAUAGUUCAACAGCAGAUGGUGGUCAACUGGUAGUUACCACAGUGAGAAAAUGUUAAUUCUUUUUAUUGUAUGUACUAUUUAAAACACGAUCAGGAGUGCUUUAGUGGGCAAUUUAUGCGAAUCAGUGGACAAUUUUACAAAGCUUGAAAAAAUCACUACCAGCCUUCGUACAGACAUGACCCCAGAAAAUAACACAACUUCAAGUGUUAAACACACGAUAAAUAUUGUGUAUUUCUGAAACAGAAUAUUUUGCGCAAAAAUAUUUUAAAUUAACAUAAAUUGCGCAUUUCCUGCGAACGUCGUUUCUGUCAACUGUAAAAAAGAAAAAAAUCUUAAUAAUAUUAAAUUGUUUAAAUUUUAGUAACCGCGAAAUCAUCGGCUGCAUUUUUUACAUCAUCAAGUAUCCAUUAAUUUAAGCAUCACCAUUGAACGUCGUUAAUGAUCAUUAAGCAUCAUUACGUUUUAAAGCAGCCAAGCAGGUUUGCUACUUGUUUCACCGUGUCUAUAACCCCCAACGAUUUUACUCUGUCGAACGCCAGAGGGUUUUAUUCUGUUCAACUUCAAACGAAUUUACUCGUCAGCAGAAGACCCUACAAAUGAGCACACCUAAUGCAAGAUAUCCCGGGAAAAAAUGCAAUAGCUAUGUUCCAUAUUUUUAUACAGCUAGCUAUAUUAGUGAGCAUCAAAUAGUUAAUACAAGAGACGAAUUUUGACCUUAGUAUUGUAUUCGGAUUAGCAUUGACUCAGGAACUUAGAGACUUUGUUUUGGUGUAUAAAUCUGUCUUCGGUUGUGACUUGAACAUUGAACAGUUUGUAUCUUUUGUGCAACAUAAUCGAUCUCGUUCAUAAAAUCCAUCUUUGAAACUUUGCACUAGUCCCCAUUGGACGUUCACCUUGUAAUCUAUAAUUUUUAUGUCCAAUAUAAAAGCUGAUAAAAUAAAAAUAAAUAAUCUUAGCAUUCAAAUUCAUCUCUUAAAUUAAAUUUUCGAUGCCCACUAAUAAUUAGCUUUGUAGAUAAUAUCUGGAGAAUAUACCUACUGCAUUUUUUCCGGGAACACCCGGUAUAUACAUUUCACUAAAGUUUUAAAGUUUGGUCAGGGCUUUAGCCAUUUCAUUUUCACACUCUUUAAACGAGUCCCGCCCCGGGUGAAUAUUCAUUUCAAAUUGGCAAUGUGAUAAAAUUUUCACGACAGUAUAAUCUCUCAUUAACAACUCUUAAUGAGAAUAUGGUGUGAUAACCAUCUAGCCAAGAUCAUGAGCACAUCAAAAGACCUAUAAUCACAAGCGCUAAGCUUCUUUUCCGCCUCUUACAUUACAUUACUAUAUAUAGUCAAUACAAGUUGCCAAUAACUCUGUUUAAUAGAUGCGAAUGAAAAAUUGAUUAAAAUAGCAGGCCCUAGAUUAAUACUACAAUUGUUAAUAUGCUCAGAGAGAAGCUGUUAGCAGAUUAGCCUUUGCCCCCCUUUUAGCACAUUGAACCUGCCAGUAUUGUCUGACGAACAUGCAUGCCAUGAAGACUUCAUGAUGGUACGAUGUGUAGAGAGAGAGUUCAAACUUCAGACACUUCGUACGCGUUGAAUUAAUACUCACAUGCAUUUUUAGAUGCAGUUUAAGUUGAUUUUGGUUUAUAUUUAUAUAGAUAGGUUUCGUCAGUGAAAACGUGAUGAUUGUAUGUAAUAUCAUAAAAAUGCAUGUAAUGCAUAACUUAAUACUACACAACCUAACACAAUUUGGUGCAACAAAAAUAGCACAACGAACUACGAGAACUCCAUACAGCGCUAUUAAGAUUACAAUAGAAUGGUAUACAAUUGAAUAUAUAUACUAAAACUGUCUGUACCAGUAUUGGUAGUACCAAUGUGAAAAUGCUGUGCUGAGUGGUUAUAUAGUAUACUACCUUAAAAAAUAAGCAUAAACUCGACGUUUCGAGCGAAGGCCCUUCGUCAAGAGUUACAAUUGAAUACAAUAGAAUACGAUUGAAUGCAACGGAAUUCAUUAGAAUACAAUAAAAAUAGAAUGCAAUAGAAUAAUUACGAUAGAAUACAACGAAAUACAAUACAAUACAAUACAAUACAAUACAAUUGAGUGCAACGGAAUUUAUUAGAAUACAAUAUAAUACAAUAGUAACAACACAAUUGUACAAUGCCAAUAGGAUACAAUGGAACACAGUCGAAUAGAAUACAAUAUUAUAAUACAAUAGAAUAGAAUAGAAUACGAUAUUCAAUAUUAUACAAUACAAUACAAUACAAUACAAUAUUAUAUUAAAUACAAUAGAAUAGAAUACAAUAGAACACAAUACAAUACAUAAGAAUAUAAUAUUUUUGGCAAAUCAUGUGAACCAUAAUAUGUCACAUGAAGUGGCUUUAUACCUGAUAAGACUCAUCUUUAUAUAAAGAAUACUAAUGAGACCGUAUCUAUUGUAGUCACGUGUUUUAAUUCAUUUAAAACACUUGUCGCACUCGCAUUUUAAAUAUGAUAAAACACUCCUACGCGUGCUUUAAAUACUACACGAAACUCAUAAGGCCAAGUAAAAAAACCCAAAUGUUUCUCGUCCGGAUAUGAAAGCAGGGCAGCGGGAAUUUCUUCCUUUUGAUUUUAUUUAAAUAUUUUUAAAGUUUUAACUUAAUUUCGAGCAUAGUCUAUCAAGAUCUGAUGAUUUGGAAAAUGAACAGAAAUCAUUGUGUUAUGUUUUUUAUCGGAGUUUAUGUUAAUUUGUGCACGGUUACGGUGAUUGCAUGAGAUCAUUGUAUUUUCGUACAAUGAAGUAAUCGUCCAAUACUUAUAGGGAUAGCUGACCGGAUGACAUGUGCAAUUAAUGAAGUUGAGACAAAGGAUUUGUGCAACAUCAAGCAAAGCUCUUCUAUUUUGUAGCUUUGACGUUUUGCCGGGCUUCCAGAAUCCAGACCACCAUUUCUCGACAGAUUAUGGUAGGCUUUGAUUGUUAUAUCAAAGGCCAAAUAAAAGCGCUUUUAUUAUAAAUUGAACUGAUAUAAAUGAACUGUAUUGAAUAGUUUUACCAUGAUUGUGAUAUUUUGUUUGUCGUUCUCGGCCCCGUUGUUCAAAGCUGGGUUAACGCUAACCCUGGGUUAAAAUUUAAUCUGCUGUUUCAGUUUAUGUAUUUCUGCCCGUCUGUUCAUUUCCAAACUUCAGAGAAGAAAACUCUUGGUGAUUCAGACAAGAUCUCUGAA